AUGUGUUGUUACUCUUUUGACCAACAACAUGAAAAAGACAAAUAUAUUUUGCGAGCUGCUAGCAUUGUUGGAUUCGUUGCUCUUAUUCUCUUAUGUGUUGGUUUAGGUCUUCCAUCUUGGUAUGUUGGUUAUAAUAUGGAUACAAAAUCAAUUGUGGCAACAGCUAAUUACUUUUCUACAUGUCAUUUAUAUGAAGAUCAAGCUUCGACAACACUUACAUGUGUUAGUUACUCUUCGUACUUAUGCAAUGAAGUUAUACCGAUUGGAUGUCAGAAUGGAACAAGUCUUGGAUGUAUCAAUCCGAUAAAUAGUUCCAAAUUAUAUCAAUACCUUCAUGCGCCUAUUGCUUAUAUAUCAAAUGAAGAUUUAGCACGAUUACGUGCUUCAGGUGGAAUAGCUAUUGCUGGUAUUAUUAUCUUAGCAAUAUCGAUUGGUUUAACAUUAACAUUAAGCUGUGGUUGUAUUUCUUUUGGUAUACUUUACAUUUCAUUGAUACUUCUUUUUAUAUCUGAUGUUUUUCUUGUCACAUCUCUUGUGACAGGUUCAUUAGUAAUUCGUUAUUAUCAUGUUGGUUGUAGCUUGUUUGUUACAGGUACAAUGAUUACUUUUCUUUUUACAGCUGUCGGUGCAUUUGCUGUGGGUCGACUUGAAGUAACAAGAAAAUCGAAAGUAGACACUGAACAGCGAGCAGAACAGUAUGAAAUAAAAUAA
Messenger RNA from Rotaria sp. Silwood2, 711 nucleotides. Lineage: Eukaryota; Metazoa; Rotifera; Eurotatoria; Philodinida; Philodinidae. The record is from the annotation of a GenBank genome assembly.